AUGGAAGCUGGCCAAGAAGAGUUCGGCAUGGAAGCUGGCCAAGAAGAAGAGCUUGUCUUUCAUCGCGUGCUCGCCGAGCGUUAUCUUGACCGCGACACGCCUCUUGCCGAGGAGGUCGAGUAUGGCCUGCAGCACCUGCACCCCUGCCAGCUCCUCUACAAGGGCCGCCCCUGCGAGCGCCAAACCCUGGCCGACCUGGGCAUUCUGCGGGGUUCGGAGGCUGAGGAGUUCAAGAUGCUUGGGGACGUCGACGUCCAUUCCGAGGGGUACCACUGUCAUGACAGCUACAUGGUCCGACUGGCCUGCAAGGAUCCCCAGCGUUUCAGUGUGGCCUUCUGCCGCCACUUUCAUGGGCCGGACUUCCAUGCACACAUGCAGGCGAUCAGGGAAGGGCGAGGUGGGGGAGGUCAGCAUGAGCCGUACUUCGAAGAAGUUGUGGUGGUGGAUAUGGUUGCAGAGAAGAUCCAGUCCGGGGAGGGCAUCCGGAAUAUGGCCCGCAGUGUCUGUCGCUAUCCUGACCAAGGGCGUGAGGGCUUCAGGGUCGUGAGACCUCUAGCGCUCGCAGAGGAUGAGAGCGUUUACCUCCUAACAGCGGUGAGUGGCGCGGGAGGUAUGGAGGAGUACCGGGUACAUCGUGCUGCACACAACUCGCAGCACACGGAUCCAGGAGCACUUGAGCUUCUGUUCGAUGCUGGAGACAUGUGCAUCUUCAACUGCAUCUUCGCCAAGGGCUGCUUGUUCGCUCUUGCCGCCAAGGGCGACGGCCAGAGUAAGUACAUACUGGAGCUGAGACUUGAUGAUGGCCAGCUUACCGAGCUACGGCGGGCUCCUCUCGUGCUGCCCGCUUGCGAGGGCUGGUCUCAGGACAGAACACAGCGGCCUCGCUUCCUUUGUCUGGACGAUACGGGUGAUGCGCUGUGGGUGAACACCUCUGUUGCUCUGCUUGCCCUUGCAAUGGACACCUUGGAGCCUCAUACCUGCUGCCUCUGGAAGGACCUGCGGGCGGCAGAGCCACGCGAGCACCUGAAGCUGCAUGUUCGGAGUGUGCUGCUUCACAAGCAGACGCGGGAAGUGUACCUACUGUUUGACAACAGCACCGGUGUCUUUCACACCCGUUAUCAGACCGAGAUUGAUGACCUGUCGGUCUAUGAUCCUUGCUUUGUUCGGCGCUUACUCCCAUCUCCAGGGAUCGGGAAAGUCUGCUACGAAGAUCUUCCGGGCGACAAAGUUGCCAUCGGCAACUUCCGCAUUGACGGCUUCUCGGAUUCUUUCUGCAUCACGGAGUCCCACAUGCUGGAGUCCCCCUCUUCGCAGCACCUGCGGGUCUUUGACGCAGAGGGGGGCUUCUGGGACUUGGAAAUUUGA
Molecule: messenger RNA, 1365 nt
Organism: Symbiodinium natans
Lineage: Eukaryota; Dinophyceae; Suessiales; Symbiodiniaceae
Source: the annotation of a GenBank genome assembly